UGGUGGUGGUGGUAGCAGCGGUGGUGGUGGGUGGAGGGCGAGGGGCAGGGGUGGCGGUAAGCAACGAGAAGGAGAAAGAUAGGUGUCGAGAGGAGGCAUUUCGCGCGUCGCAGAUUUCGCGUGUGUGCAAUUGUAAGACGCGAUCGUAAGACGCGAUCGCGAGGAGGCCGUUCGAGGUCCUCGCCCGUCUUACUGCCGUUUCGCGACAAAACAACACGAUCAUUACAACGACAAUAACAAAAAUAUCAUCAACAACAUCUCUACGAGAGAGUAGUAAAAUACUACGAAAAUACUAAAAGCAUCAAACAACAACAAUAACGACGACGACGACGACGACGACGACGACGACGACGACGACGACGACGACGACGACGGCGACGACGACAACCACCAAGAUCAGGGAAACAAAUUCUCGAAUAAUGGAGACAUUAUUACCCGGCAAUACAAACGGUCAAUCUUACAGUCCACAGUUGAAAACCGUCUUGAAAACAUAUCAGCUAUCGGCUGUGAAGAGCCUACAAGGUCCGAGCUCGGCCCUUUUGGGCAUGGACUGUAAGACUCUGUUGCAAGAACAACCGCCCUUUCAUUUCUCAGUAGCACCGGGUCGUUCCGGAAAUUGCAUCGCCGCCGAACGUCUAAUUGACCGAAUAACCGAACUUACCUCGCCUAAAGACAUCGACAAAGGCAAUGACCAAGGACCGGUUCCACCACCGCCGAUCAACAACAACAGCCUUCCUUCCAGGCUCAGGCGGACGAACUUUGAUCGGCCGUUGGAUGACUCCGACGAGGAUCCAGCACCUCCUGAUCGUCCUAAGGUCGCUUGCGAGAAAAGAGAUCUCGAGUUUCAAAUACCCAUUCUUACCGCUCCCGAUCAGAAUUGUUCCGAAAGGUGCGAGACCGUGCUCGAGGGCGAAAGUAUAUCUUGUUUCGUCGUUGGUGGCGAAAGGAGGUUAUGUUUGCCGCAGGUAUUGAACACCGUUCUACAAGAUUUUUCUUUACAACAAAUCCAUCAGGUAUGCGACGAAUUGCAAAUUUAUUGUUCGAGAAGUACACGAGAUCAAUUGGAGGAACUUAAACUUUCCGGUAUUUUGCCGCGUAACGCGCCGUCGUGCGGUCUGAUCACUCAAACCGACGCCGAGAGGCUCGUCAGUGCUCUCCUAUCGAGGACAGAACCAUGCGAGCCUUCUCACCUAUUACAAAGUCAAGAUAGCAUUGAUAAGAAAGUCUGCGGUGGUAAGGCCACCACCGAGGAUGACUCUAUCAUUAGGUUCAAAGUAUAUCAUGAGUGUUUUGGAAAGUGCAAGGGUAUCUUCGACGCCGAUCUCUUCGAAUCCGAGGAUUCUGUGUGCAUAGAGUGUCUCGAAUGUGGCUGCCAAUUCUCUCCCCAACGUUUUGUCAGACACGCUCAUAGGUCCCUGGAAAACCGUACCUGUCAUUGGGGCUUCGACUCUGCUAACUGGCGUUCUUAUCUUCUACUUUCUAGAGAUCAACAAAACUACAACAAGCUGCUCGCUGUCUUUCAAGAGCUUAAAGAGAAACAUCUUGUACUUAACUCUAAGCGGAAACUGGAGUUAAGGCAUGAGCCAGAAAAGUUGAUAAAAAGAGCGAAGAAGGAAAUGGGCAAAGAUGAAUGCGCUACCAUCUACAAUGGAAAUGGAUUAGGUAUUUAUCAUCCGGUAUCUUCGGUGGCUAGCACGACGGAUCCAUAUUUUCAGAUGCAAUGGGCAGUGUUUGAAUUAGCUACCAGAGGAGUAUCCGCGUUUAGGCCUUGGAAUGCCUCUGCUUCUCGUAAACAUAGAGACAGCUCUUCCAUGGUACCUUCCUAUCUCAGUCGUGGUCCACCAGUACUACAACAUCCAGAACGUGUAGUGCCAUUAUCUGAGUGUGAAAGAUUUGAGCCACAUUUUCAACCAAAUGUUGCAUUGGCACCGAUACCAACACCUGCGAUACCACCUAUAGUACCUCCUGUUCAUCAUCAACGACACCACCAAGAGCACCGUCAUCAUAGUCAAUGUCCGCAAAGUCCAAAUGAAAAGCAACAGGAGCUCGUACCGAAACAAGAGUUUGCAGUUAAACUCGAAAAAUCGUCUCCUGGACCUGCUUCUUCCGGGGGUGGUAGUGGAACCACCUCCUCUUAUCCUAUUUUCCCUACAUGUACGGUGGAGAACGAUCGAAAGGAGAUAUCUCAAGAAAAAAGAACAAUUGUCGAGGAGAAAGUUGGGGAAGAAGAGGAAAGUGCUGCAGUAACUUCGUCGACCGUAAGCAUUGAUCCGCCGGCGGUCGAAGUGGGCACGUCGUCCCCCGAAAGUGAUUCGGAUUCUGAAGGAACUACAGCCAUGGAUUUGGAGGAACGACUGAUUGCACUUGACGUUCCGCAGGAUAUAUUGGAGCUAGUUCGUCGUCUAGCUUCCGAAAACGCACAGUUAAGACGACAUCGUCGAUCGGAUGCUCGAAAAAUCUCUAGGCUACGCAGUCAACUUCUAAUACAACAUUUACAAUCAACCAAUGACAGUGUCAAAAAAGAAGAAGUAGGAAACGCGAGUGUUGCGGAUAGUACAGAAGGCACCGAAGAAAUCGAUGUUUCUUUGCGUUCGAACGAUAAUGAGCCCGAAUCGGCAGUCCAAUCGGUUAGUAAUAAUUAGAAAUCGAUCCUUAUAGAAAUAAUUAUUGAAGACGCUUGUCAUUCGGCCAGAUGAGCGCAUUCUUAUAUUCAAUUUAGUAUUUAGAUAUACAAUAAUAUGAUUCUAAACAAAACGAUUUAAAAAUUGUCUAGUUUAUGUGAUAUGCGAGAAGCCUUUGCUAUUGUUAUGUUUAAUUUGAAAUUUUUAAUGUAAGUAUACUUUAUUUUCGAAUUUUAAUUAUAAUUCAAUGUAGAUAUUGUAUUAUAUGAAAAAAGAAAGAAAAAAAAAAAGCAAGGUAAAGAAAGAAUACGUUUGAAAAAUAGUUUACCAACGCUCGCGUAUAACGAAUAAUAUGAUUAUUACAAAUAAAAUAUUUUCUGCAUAUUAAGGAUGCAUGAAAUAAGUAAUAAAAAUUCGGAAAGAGAGAGAGAGAGAGAGAGAGAGAGAGAGAAAGAAAGAAAGAAAAAAAGAAGAAAUUGUUUAUGAUCGUUUAUGUUUGAUCGAGCGAACAUACGAAAGAAAUUAAAACGAUUUCCACAAACUUCUUAUAGUCAUGUUUGCAUAAUGUAAAUAUAUAUUGUCUCAUUAUAAGUCUAUGUUAGUAUAAAAUAUAACUCUAUUAUAUGCGAAAUAUUAAAAAGUACAAAAAACCUAGGUGCUGUAUUGUUACGCUAGGAAUGCUCUAAGCAUGGACCUAGGUGUGUUCCAGCAGCUCGUGAUAUGUCAUAAUAAUAAAACACGUCAUUGGGUAUGUUUUAGUUGAAAAAUCUUGAGAGCGCGAGAUCACAAUAUCUUUUUUUUUUUUAGUAUGGAAAGGCUGAAUUAUCUAACAUUUUUACAUAAACAAUGAUUUCACACUAUAGUUAGGGGAUCAUUGAUAUUUUUCAAUACCAAAAGAUGAAGAAAAAACAAACACACACACACCUUAAAAGCUAUAAAUAAAAGAAAUACAUCACAGAGUUUUUUAUUUUCUGAUUAAUUAUUCAAGAUGGCUAUUAUCCUCUUCUCCAAAUCGCAACACGUUAUUACUUUAUGAAUUUUCUCUUUUUAAAAGGAUAACAAAAAAUUAGAUUAAAAUCGAUCUAUUUUAUGCCAAAAUAAUAUUUAUAUGUGAUGUAGAUUUGUUACCCUUUCUACUUCUAUAUCUCAUAUAAUAUUCAUUUAAAAAUAAUACAUACAUAGAGAGGAAAGGGGGAAGGAGUAUAUAGAAAAGAAAAGAGAGAUCAAGAACGAACGAGAACAUACGAGAUCGAUUAAUUUUAUGUGCAAUCCAAAAUUGCUAAAAUAUAUUGCCUAAGCUUUUGAUACAUAUUGGUAUUUAUUUGGAGUAUUGUAUAUACAUAUCAUUUUACUUUAUAUUUGAUGCAUAAAAGAAAAAACGACGAUAAAGAAAUCUGUUUAAAACAGACUUUUUACUACGAGUUACUAUUUUCGACUCGCGAAAACUCAACACACGAGUAGUUUGCUGAAACAAUACAAUCGAUAUUGGCAAAUCAUUAAAAAAUAAAUAUGAAAUUAUAAUAACAAUAAUAAUAACAAUAAUAAUAAUAAUAAUAAUAAUAAUAAUAAUAAUAAUAAUAAUAAUAAUAAUAAAAAGAAAGGAACAUCUUUACGAGAAAGGUAUGUCCCAUUCAUUGAGCCAAACUGUACUAUAUAAUUAUAAAUUCUAUACAGUGAUGGGAGGGAUGCUUUUUUUUAAAGUUUCUAGAUAGAAAGUAUAUGGUACUAGAUUAAAGACGUACCUAGGUGAUAUUAGACAUACGAAUAGAAAAUUAUCUAGAUAUGUAUGUAUAUACUUACAUUGUAUGUAGGAAACUUUUACAUGAUUCAUACAUACACACACACACACACACACACACAUCUUCAUGUUCAAUGCAUAUAACGUUAUCUAGUUUAUUCUCUAUGUUACGUGCCGUAUAUAAUAGAUCUUAUCUAUUUGUUAAAUGCGUUAAAAGAAAAGAAAGAAAAGUAGUAUGCAAAAGUACAUUAACAAUUUAUACGUACGUGAACGACUCGAUUCAUUUUAUAUCGUAAUUUACCAAAUGUAAUAUUUAUACACAAGUACAAACGAAGUAAAAUAUACCUUGGUAUGAUAUAUCUUUUACGUACUUGUGUUCAUCAUAUACUUCCCAUCACUGGAUAUGCAUUAUAUAAUCUGUCGAUUAUCAUUAGGCUUGACAAAUCUUAUCAUAUUUAAAUUUAUCUAAUAUAGCAGACAAAAUAAACAGUUUCCAAUAUUCGUAUGCCAUUUACGUAUAUACAAUCCUGUGGAGACUGCUUCGAAGAUCUCUCAUGAAAAUGUUAUGAUCUAAUAAAUUACAUCAACAUAUUUACCGUACAAGAAUCUUUUUCAUAUAUCUCCAUAACUGUUCUCAUAUUUAUAAUUACAUACCUACGUACAUAAUUAUUAUCAAUGCGCUAUUACAUCAAAAUCUCACUAAACAUUAGAUAAAUAUUUACUUUUUCCAAAUCAUAUAACUCGAAAUGAUCUCACCAAUUUUUCUCUGUCUAGUGAAAAGAAAAA
Messenger RNA from Polistes canadensis, 5145 nucleotides. RefSeq names its product ski oncogene. Gene Ontology annotation, cellular component: nucleus. The record is from RefSeq and is a predicted model, not a curated record. Gene Ontology annotation, molecular function: RNA polymerase II cis-regulatory region sequence-specific DNA binding; DNA-binding transcription factor activity, RNA polymerase II-specific; SMAD binding. The transcript has 3 exons. Gene Ontology annotation, biological process: negative regulation of BMP signaling pathway. NCBI's taxonomy places the organism in Eukaryota, Metazoa, Arthropoda, Insecta, Hymenoptera, Vespidae. Bases 420 to 2642 code for a protein of 740 amino acids.